AUGACGAUGAACACCACGAGAGCUAAGCGGGGAGCGGCGGGAAGGGGGCGGUCGAAGACCGGCGUGAGCAAGAAAGCCCGGCGCAUCUUGGAGCCUGCUUCUCGGGAAGAGACGGCCUACGAGGAAAAGAAGGAGAAGGUUUCCAGCAUGAAUUGGGGCAACCUCGGCAAGUCCGGCGGCGGCGGCAAGCGGGGUAAGGCUGGGCGGGGACAGGCAGGACCGUCCUCUUCUUCGUACGGUGGCCCGGCGGGGGGGGCGGCGGCGGCUUCGGAAGACGCGGCCGGGCUAGACGCGGCUUGGAAGGAGGCAGCGUUGCCCAGAGCGGGCGACGAGCUCAAGUGCAGGCACUUCAAGGCGUGCGCCGGCUGCGUGUUCGACCGGCGGUUCGACGAGACUCCGAUCAUGGUGGAUUCCAGCUCCUUCAUGGACAGCCUCCACUCCACCGGGGCGCGUGCCCGGGGGGGCGCCAAGGCCGCGUCCGACUUCGAGCCGCACGUGAUACACCCGUGGAAGCCUCACGGCUGGAGGACGCUGGCGAAGCUCGCCGCGCGGCCGGUCUCCAAGUGGCGAGGGGUGGAGCUGGGGCUGUACAGCGCCGGGUCGCACAACGUCAUCGGGAUCCCGGACUGUCGGGUGCACCACCCUUCCGUCAACCUUGCCGUCAAGACCCUGCAGGAAUCGACCAAGAAGAUCGGCGUGACGGGGUUCCGGCAGGAGAACUUGGAUGGGGACCUCCGCUAUGUGCAGAUGGCGGUGGAGCGGACGUCCGGACAAGUGCAGCUGACCCUAGUGUGGAAUGAGGAGAACUAUCGCGACGCCACUCCCAAGCUGCAGCUCUUGGCCAAGGACCUGAGGUCCAGCCGGCCGGAGCUCUUCCACAGCAUCUGGGUAAACUUCAGAGUGGGAGUCGGAAACGCCAUCUUCAGCCGAGAUCCUCACAGUUGGCACCGCUGCUCCGGCCCGGAGUACCUGAAGGAGGUGGUCGGGCCCUCCAAGAUUCCCUUCUUUUUCAGCCCCCCACUGUUCCGACAGGGAAACCUCGACCACUUCGAGAGCAUCGUGCAGGCAGUGGUGGACUGGGUACCCGAGGGAUCAGGGGUGUGCGAACUCUACGCGGGGGUGGGUGUGCUGGGGCUCAACGUCGCCGCGAAGGCGGCCUUCGUGCGCUGCUCGGACGUGAACUCGUUCAACCCUCGCAGCUUUGAGAGGUCCAGGAAAACGUUGCCACCUAACGUCCGGAAACGGGUGUCCUUCGAGGCUAUGAGCGCGGACGAAGCCAUGGAAGACGGAGAGUCGGAGGGCUGCGAGGUUCUGAUCGUUGACCCUCCCCGAAAGGGGCUGGACAAGGGGGUGAUGGACGCCCUCAUGGACCCCGACGACCCCAACACCGAGGCCCUGAGGCGCGUGAUCUACGUCAGCUGCGGCUUCGACGCCCUGAAGCGAGACGCCAUGAACCUCAUCGGCGCGGGGUGGGUGUUGCGGCACAGCGAGGGCUUCGUGCUGUUCCCGGGCUCGGACCACAUCGAGACCUUCGCGAUCUUCGACCGAUAGUCGCAGACAGCCCUUUUGGCACGAGCAGCAGUGCGAUACGAUAAGUGAUUACAUAAUAGUGUGGUACGUACUCAUGGUCACGCAGGGGAUGUGUGACAAGCAUGGUGUUUUGGUCGACGACGGGGUUUGUCGUGGCACUGUUUAUUGGUAUGCACGCGGAUUAUGUUGUGUGUGCUGGCGUGAAGCCUUUUGUUGCUGUUGCGCGCGAAUUUUUCAGGCCAAACAUUCUGCCUUUUGAGUGACUGGUGUUCUGACAGAGCACGACCACAAUGCUUGGCUGUAUUGGUGUAGGCCCAUUCGGGCUCUUGGCGUAGCGGCCACCGGUGUCUCCUCAACCGAAAGCUACACUCACCUC
Messenger RNA from Ectocarpus siliculosus, 1906 nucleotides. The record is from the annotation of a GenBank genome assembly. NCBI's taxonomy places the organism in Eukaryota, Phaeophyceae, Ectocarpales, Ectocarpaceae.